Syngnathus acus (greater pipefish) is the source of this 5898-nucleotide messenger RNA. RefSeq names its product E3 ubiquitin-protein ligase HECW1. Bases 134 to 5011 code for a protein of 1625 amino acids. Gene Ontology annotation, molecular function: protein binding; ubiquitin-protein transferase activity. NCBI's taxonomy places the organism in Eukaryota, Metazoa, Chordata, Actinopteri, Syngnathiformes, Syngnathidae. The transcript is spliced from 29 exons. The record is from RefSeq and is a predicted model, not a curated record. Gene Ontology annotation, biological process: regulation of dendrite morphogenesis.
UGACUCCAGCCUCUCGUGUUUGUCAUCAGCCCUCCAUCCUUGUUCCGCAUCUCUGUUUUUACCUGUUCUCAUUCAAAUGGAGCUCGAUGGAAAGUAGUCGGCGUGUACCGGUUCCGUUUUUUACAUCUGGAGAAUGAUCCACUCUCAGGUUAUUUUAUCCCAGAACCUGUACCAGAAUCGCCUUUUUGGCCUGGCGGCUAUGGCCUCACCGACCCGCAGCAACCGCCAGCGCUGUAAGGAUCGUCACAGCUACGGGCCUGACUCCUACGCUGUCAACGCUCUGAACCAAGAAGCCUUCGUGUUAGGGUUGCCACGGUCAACCAGCGACACGGAUCUGGUCUCCCCGGACACUCGCUCCACCCUCACCGUAAGCGCUUCUCACUACACCGUAGGCCAGUCGGAAGACUUAGUGAUCGCAUGGGACAUCAAGGAGGAGGUGGAUGCUGGCGACUGGAUCGGAAUGUAUCUCGUGGAUGAGCCUUUAUCUGAGAACUUUCUGGAUUAUAAGAACCGAGGCAUCAACGGAUCGCAUAAAGGACAAAUUGUUUGGAAAGUUGACUGCAGCUCUCACUUCAGUGACACUGAGACACUGGUCUGCUUCAAGUACUACCAUGGCGUCACUGGAGCACUGAGGGCAACCACACCCAGCCUAACCAUCAAAAAGGCACCAGUGCCUGUUUUAAAGCCAGUGGUAAGUCCUGAGGUCAACCAAGGACGAGGAAACAGGAGACUCAUUAACUUUUCACUGUCAGACCUCCAAGCUGUUGGUUUGAAGAAGGGAAUGUUCUUUCAUCCCGACCCGUACCUCAAACUGUCCAUUCAGCCUGGAAAGCAUAGCAUCUUCCCUUCGUUGCCGCACCACGGUCAGGAAAAACGCUCCGGCGUUGUCUGCAACACAAUCAACCCUCAAUGGAGUGCAGAGAGAUUUAACUUUUUGUCGCUACCCACUGAUGUUCUGGAGAUUGAAGUCAAGGACAAGUUUGCUAAAAGUCGGCCAAUCAUCAAGCGCUUCCUGGGGAAGCUGUCCGUCCCUGUUCAGAGGCUGCUGGAAAAACAUGCCAUCGGAGACCGGGUUGUCAGUUACUCUCUGGGUCGCAGGCUACCAACUGAUCAUGUGUGUGGACACUUACAAUUCCGAUUUGAGCUCGCCACCUCAAUUCAUCCAGAUGAUGAGGACGUUUCGCUGGUCAUAGAAUCAGCCUGCCCUGAAGUCGGCGCCGACGCCAACGAUGCCGCCGAUGCACCCGAUGAUGACACAUUAAGCGUAGGACACGAUACGGCCGAGCUCCCUAUGGACGCCCCUCCCGACCCCGAGACCCCAACGCCCUUAGCCUCGACAGCCCAACCCAGUGAGGACCUCGACGUGUCGGGAGAGGUGGAAGAAGGCGCUAUGGAGGACGAGAGCACAGCGAGAGAGGAACCGGCUGCGACCGAGCCGCAGGUGCAGAGCGAAGACGGCCAAUCGGCCGACGACACUGUGAGAACGCUGGCGGAGGGCGAAUCGGAAGAUGCACCUCAGGAGGAAGAGGAAGCACAGAGAGAAGAUAAUGUAACACUAGCUGAGGAGGGGGUAGCAGUAGAAGAUGACAAGAAAGCUCAAUCAGAUGUACCAACUGAAAAUACUGGCGCAGUAAGUCCAAAUAACGACGCAGUGACUACAGACGGCAACGACACAUCGCAAGAUUUACUCACGGAAACAACUGAAGUAUCACCGGGAGGAGAAAGCAGCAACGGUCCCUGUCCCUGCAUCUUCUCCAACUACAAUUCCCAAGGUCCUCUCCGGCGUAAAACUCGCCCUUGCUCUCUGCCGGUGUCGGAGCUGGAGAACGUGAUCGCCUCGGCGUGCGGCGAGCCGGAGACGCCUCGAUCGCACUACAUCCGCAUCCACCAUCUCCUCCACAGUCUCCCCUCGGCACAGCAUCGAGCUCCGAGCCAGGACGAGGAAGAUACGGAAGAAGGGGAGAACACCAGCACAAUUCAGGACAACACAUCACCAACACUUAAAAACACCAAAGACACACAGGAAGAUGAAGAUGAGAUAACCCAGUCACCCUCUCAGGUGGAAGAGUGCCCCGGUCCGUGUUGCUGUCGCUCCAUCCCACGCAGCCUUUCCAUUGAACGUCUGUCGGAACUAAACCAGCUCCUGGAAGGUGACGGAGGAGGUGGAGUGCACGCAGCAGUCAGAAGGAUCUCUCUCUCAUACUUAGAAAGCGAGGAGGGGGAUUCCGGUAGCACAGUUGGGAAACCAAAUACAGGGAGCAGCCAUCGGACCCGGGGGGAAAAUGAAUGCGAGUUGUGUGACACCUCCUGCUACAGCACAUCCUGCUACAGCACGUCUUGCUAUAGCACGUCAUGCUACAGCAACUCGGGCCACGAGGGCAGGGGCCGCAUCUGCAGCCACACCCGUCUCUCCUCUGUGGACAGCAACCGGCUCUCCGGCAGCACAGUCUUCUCCUCGCAGGACGAAGAGGAGGAGGAGAGCACCUUUGAGUCGGGACCGGACGUAAACAACUGUCCCGAGGGCCAGGAAGUGGGCGGGGCCGUUGGAGAGAGGAGUGGAAGAUGGAAAGAGGCCAGUGGAGAGGAACGUGGAGAAUCAGCUGGGGCUGAGUCACGGGACAACAACAGCACUAGCUCAAGCUUCUCACCUCCCGUUGGCCACCCUCCAGUCCUUCUUCCCAGCCUUGACUUAAACCAUUUUCCUGCCGCCACUGACCAAACCUUACCUCCAAACUGGGAAGCGCGCAUAGACAGCCACGGCAGAGUUUUCUACGUCGACCACGUCAACCGCACCACCACCUGGCAGAGACCAAGUCACGGCGGCAAGUGUAGUCAUGGGAUUCCCCGAUCUGGAUCCAGUCAACAGAUGGAGCAGCUCAACAGGAGGUAUCAGAGCAUCCAGAGAACCAUGGCCACUGAAGAGGAAGGUGGCAGUCAGAGGUUAGAGAGAACUCCCAGUGUUGAGACCGACUCAGAUGCUCCUCCGACCGCGACAGGUCCAGCAUCACCUGUCAAUCACCAGAAGAUCAGCCAACUUCUCCAGUCACCCGCUGUUAAGUUCAUCACACAUCCGGAAUUCUUCACGAUGUUGCAUAGUAACUACUCAGCCUAUCGGAUGUUCACCAGCAGCAGCUGCGUGAAACACAUGAUCCUGAAGGUGCGGCGUGAUGCCAAAAACUUUGAGCGCUACCAACAUAACCGGGACCUGGUGGUCUUCCUCAACAAAUUUGCAGACACUCAACUGGAGUUGCCACGGGGUUGGGAGAUCAAGACUGACCCCCAGGGCAAGUCUUUCUUUGUGGAUCACAACAGUCGAGCCACAACCUUCAUCGACCCUCGAAUCCCUCUUCAGAACGGCCGACUACCGGGCCACCUCGCCCACAGGCAACAUUUGCAGAGGUUACGCAGCUACAGCGCCGGAGAGGCUUCUGAUGUGUCUAGGAAUCGUGGAGCUUCAUUUAUGUCCAGGCCUGCAAACAGCCUAGUCGCCGCCAUACGAAGCCAACAUCACGUUGACCCGCAACAGUCCACCGCCGCAUCGUACAAUGACAAGAUUGUGGCUUUCCUUCGACAGCCGAACAUUUUUGACAUGUUGCAGGAGCGGCAACCCAACCUGAACAGAAACUAUGCGCUCAGGGAAAAGAUCCAUUACCUUCGGUCCGAAGGUACCCAGGGUGUCGAAAAGCUAUCAUGUGAUGCAGACCUGGUCAUCCUGUUAAGUUUGUUUGAAGAGGAGAUUAUGUCGUAUAUUCCGCCUCACCCAGUCCAUCCUGGCUUUAGUUUCUCCCCGCGCUGUUCACCCGGCAACUCGCCGCAGAACUCUCCCGGUUUACAGAGAGCCAGGGCUCCGGCGCCUUACCGGAGAGACUUUGAAGCCAAGCUCAGAAACUUCUACAGAAAAUUAGAAGCAAAGGGCUACGGGCAGGGACCGGGCAAGAUUAAACUACUGAUAAGGCGAGAACAUUUGCUGGAAGGCACCUUCAACCAGGUGAUGGCAUAUUCCCGCAAAGAGCUACAGAGGAACAAACUUUACGUUACCUUCCUGGGAGAGGAGGGGUUGGAUUACAGCGGACCCUCCAGAGAGUUUUUCUUCCUUUUGUCUCAGGAGUUGUUUAAUCCAUAUUAUGGUCUUUUUGAAUACUCAGCCAAUGACACAUACACUGUUCAAAUCAGCCCCAUGUCGGCGUUUGUGGAGAACCAUCUGGAAUGGUUCCGUUUCAGUGGGCGCAUUCUAGGUCUGGCUUUGAUUCAUCAAUACCUUCUUGAUGCUUUCUUCACCAGACCUUUCUACAAGGCGCUACUCAGGCUUCCAACAGAUCUUUCUGAUUUGGAGUAUCUUGAUGAGGAGUUCCAUCAAUCUCUACAGUGGAUGAAAGACAAUGACAUCACAGAUAUCCUGGACCUCACAUUCACUGUUAACGAGGAGGUCUUUGGCCAAGUAACGGAACGGGAGUUGAAGUCCGGAGGCUCCAACCUGCAAGUGACUGAGAAGAACAAAAAGGAUUACAUUGAGCGAAUGACCAAGUGGAGGGUGGAAAGAGGAGUGGUGCAACAGACAGAAGCGCUAGUCAGAGGCUUCUACGAGGUGGUCGACUCCAGGCUAGUGUCUGUGUUCGACGCCCGAGAACUGGAGCUGGUUAUUGCCGGGACUGUUGAGAUUGAUCUCGGGGAUUGGCGGAGCAAUACAGAGUAUAGAGGAGGCUACCAUGAUGGCCACAUAGUGAUGAGGUGGUUUUGGGCGGCCGUGGAGCGUUUCAACAAUGAGCAGCGUCUCCGUCUACUCCAAUUUGUAACCGGGACGUCCAGCGUGCCGUAUGAAGGCUUUGCUGCCUUGCGCGGAUCCAACGGCCUCCGACGCUUCUGCAUCGAGAAGUGGGGCAAAGUGACCUCUCUACCCAGGGCCCAUACGUGCUUUAACCGUCUCGACCUGCCUCCAUAUCCUUCGUACACUAUGCUGUACGAUAAACUGCUGACGGCCGUGGAGGAAACCAGCACAUUCGGUCUGGAGUGAGACGUACGAAGGGCAAAGGUCGUUCUUGGAACGUUGAGCGGAAAGCGUCGCGCGACGGACGCAUUGUGGAUUCUGUGAUUGUGCAGACUGAGCAAAGAUGUGGCUCACGUGGAUAUUGUCAAAUGAAUGUUAUGGUACAGUGUAUUAGUCUGACAUUUGAGGGUCUUUGUGACAGGAAGGGGCCGUUGGAGCUUCACACCAGAAGUACAUUAGUGUUAAGAGGAUGUACAAUGGUAUCAAUCAUAAAACAUGCAGCCAGCAUGCACGUAGCCAGAUGCUAAUAGCAACAAAUAUAGCUUAUAUAUAAAACCGCUGAUGACAACUUAACAGUUAACAUCUUGCCACUUUUUUUUUCUCUUCCUUUAUGAAUCCUUAGUUGGGUUACUUCAAAAUAUGUAAAUCGGCACAAAUGAUCUUUUAAGACGCAACAAUCAUGCUGAAAUUUUAAUAAUUGAAUGAAAAAGUGAAAUGCUAUUCAGAAUUGCAAUGAAUAAUAUAUAUUGUGUCUGUUUAUAUACAGGCUGUUUCAUAAAUGAGGUGUGAAUUUAAAGUAACAAAUGAACGGUUUACAUGCUCAGGUAGUUUAUUGGACGUUACAAAUACAAAUGAAAUGGACGCCAAAGAAACAAUCACAUGGAGUAUUUAACAUAGCAAAGCCUGCUUGGUAAAAUUAUUUAAAAGCCGAGAAUUGGAGUGAGCAAUGCAAGUUUUCAAUCAAAUAUUUAAUAUAUUAAUGUAACAGUAAAAGCAGCAGGGAAGAUUCUUUAUUCAGAGAAUUGAGCAUUAGAGUUAGAAUUACUUGAAUUGACCCAAAAAAAAGGAAAUACGUGUAUUUGGGGAAGGAAAAAAAAAAAGUUACUUUUUGUGGGUCCGAACCACUGGAAAAA